Molecule: messenger RNA, 246 nt
Organism: Cylicocyclus nassatus
Lineage: Eukaryota; Metazoa; Nematoda; Chromadorea; Rhabditida; Strongylidae
Source: the annotation of a GenBank genome assembly
AUGGGAGCACGUGAAUGUUGUCGCCAUCCUCCUUUGGGAGUAGACAAGUUUUUGAAAGAAGACCCAGGCCAGGAGGCUGCCACAACACCAAGGACGGCAAAAUCAGCGUUUCGUGAAGAACAGGAUCAACUCAAUAACAUCCAGUACGCGCUCAAAUUCCCCACUAUCGACCCGUUUUUAAACCUCUACAUUGAAAAGGAGGAAGCGGAGCCGUACAUUACUAAAGCGUCAGACGCCGACAUCUAG